AUGCAUGAUGGAGAAGCUCUAAAGGCCUACUCAGAUAGAUAUUGGGAGACGUAUAACGAAAUAGACGACAAUUUCGACGAUGUCGCCAUCAGCACCUUCAUAAAUAGUCUCCCAGCCGAGCACGGCUUGAGGAAGUCUCUGACUGGCAAGCCUGCCACCAGCAUGCGCCAACUGAUGGAUCGGAUCGAUAAAUAUAAACAAGUGGAGGAAGACCAGCUGCAAGGUAGAGGAAAAGAGAAGGUUAUCCCUCAAGAGAGGAGGGAUUUCAGGUCGGACCGAUAUAACAGCAACCGUCCGAGGAGGGAUUUCAUAGGGCAAUCUGGAGUAACCAACACACAGACUGUCAAUGCUGUAUUCCGAGAACUAGUACAUCGGGUGUUGGAAAAAAUCAACAACGAGCCAUGCUUUAAGUGGCCGAAUAAGAUGGUGGGAGAGUCCAUGAGGUGCAAUCAAAACUUUUAUUGCCAAUACCACCAGGACUACGGGCAUACCAUGAAGAACUACAGGAACCUCUGGAACUAUCUGGACUAG
Molecule: messenger RNA, 531 nt
Organism: Quercus lobata
Lineage: Eukaryota; Viridiplantae; Streptophyta; Magnoliopsida; Fagales; Fagaceae
Exons: 1
Coding region: 1-531 (176 amino acids)
Source: RefSeq, a predicted model, not a curated record